UGCAGAGACUCUCUCUGCUGUUCUGUGCUCUGCUCGUAUAAAGCCGCCAUUUCUGCAUUGGAAACGCGGCCUUUUUCGGUGGAGAGAGAUCGACGGAGAGAAGACGAACGAGGGUUGAGACAGAACAGAAGAAUGGGAGUCUUCACAUUCGUUUGCAGGAGCUCCGGCGACGAGUGGAGCGCCAAGCAGGUCAACGGCGACCUCGAGGCUUGCGCCGCCUCCACCUUCGAGCUCCAGAGGGAGCUCGUCCAGACUGCUCUCUCCGCUGACUCCUCCGGCGGCGUCCAGUCCUCCUUCUCCAUGGUCACUCCCUCCUCAGCUGUCUUCCAGGUGAUCAUUGGCGGCGGCGGUGGCGGCGGCUUCAUUGGAGGCGGUGCUGCUGCUGCAGCCUCAGGUGGCGGCGCCCCGGCGGCAGCCGAAGCUGCUCCUGCAGAGGAGAAGAAGGAAGAGAAGGAAGAGAGCGACGACGACAUGGGAUUCUCUCUUUUCGAUUAGAGCAGUUGGAUUCUCACUUUGUUCGCAAUGCAUUUGCAAGUUUUUUGGGUUAACUGGUACAGGAUCAUGUUGUAUUUGGGAUCUAUAUCUGUUUGUCGUGGAGAAUUAUGGGGAACUCGGUGUAAUAUCGAUGAUAAUUUUGUGCUUGAGUUGUACUCUUUUGUCGAACAAGUGCGAAAGGGAUAGCUGAUAUUGAGCCA
This is a messenger RNA of Punica granatum (pomegranate), 695 nucleotides long. NCBI's taxonomy places the organism in Eukaryota, Viridiplantae, Streptophyta, Magnoliopsida, Myrtales, Lythraceae. The record is from RefSeq and is a predicted model, not a curated record.